CCUUACGAAUUUGUAGGAAGUUAGAAAAAUGGACGGAGAAGAUAGGCCGAGGACGAUGUGGAGAAACUUGAAGCAACGGUUACGAUUCACCGGACUGGUUUGCUGUGGAUCCUCUUGGAACUUGAGAGUAUCAGACGUGACGAUGAGAGGAGAAGAAGAAGAAGAAGAAGAAGAAGAGGCCCAACAAUUUGAAGCCCAAUUAUUCGGUGAAGAAGAGCCCAUAAUCGGGGACCAUCAAGGGAACGUGAACCUCGCUACAGCGUUGGCAGCGGAACGUCAGUACCGGAGCGUGAAUGCCACGGCGGAAUUGAAGACGUUGAUGAGAUUGUUUGAGGAAACGGACGGCAGAGAUGAGAAGAAGAAGAAGAGUCUGAAAUGGUACAUUAAAGAAGAAGGAAGAGGAGGAAUUGAUGAAAUGUGCUGCGUGUGCAUGGAGAGAAAUAAAGGCGCAGCGUUUAUCCCCUGUGGACAUACAUAUUGUAGGGUUUGUUCAAGAGAAUUGUGGUUGAAGAGAGGCUCUUGCCCUCUUUGUAAUUGUUCCAUUGAUGAGAUUCUCAAUAUUUUCUAAGAUCACAUGAGUUUUUUUC
Molecule: messenger RNA, 587 nt
Organism: Solanum verrucosum
Lineage: Eukaryota; Viridiplantae; Streptophyta; Magnoliopsida; Solanales; Solanaceae
Exons: 1
Coding region: 29-568 (179 amino acids)
Source: RefSeq, a predicted model, not a curated record